UAAAGUAAAAGUUCAAGAUAAGUCAACUCCCUUCAGUCAGACUCUUCACAAGGCUCAACGCAAUAGCCUGUAGCACACACCCAAAUUAGUUUGAGAUGGCCCUAUUUCAAUAAAACAAUACAUAAUAAAAUAAGUCAUUAUAGACAAUUCAGUGUUUGGGCAGUUUAUUCACAUUAAAUUGUGGCAACGUGGCAACAAAUAUGAGUCAUAUAUUAUCUUAAUUUGUUUACAAUGUUUGUUUGUUUCUUUAAUUUUGUUUUCCAUAAACUGAUCACUUGAUACACCACGUUGAAAACGCGCAACCUUUACUUUGAAGGCCAUCUGUCUCAGUUUCCGGACCUUGACUUCCUCGCCUCAAUUUUUAAAGUGUUUAAGUUGUUUACUGCAGUUUUAGUUCGCACAAUUGUGUUUAAGUGUUUAAGCCGCCUCCGCUAUCAGAGAACGAAGUCACACGUGCCAGAAAACAUUUGUAGACCAAUGAUAUUUGGCAAUACCCAACAACUGACAUCCGGAAUGUCUUUGAAUAUAAUAAUACAAUUCCAACUGGCUGCUAUGACAACCUCAUGUUUCUUGUGAAAAAGCUGGUUUAAAUGUUGUUGUUGUUAUUAUUAACAACUGGACGCCGUUCAACAGUGACAAAAUGAUGCCAGGAAUAAAUCCCCGCGUGACAGCAACUCCGAAACACUUCGCGUGCGCACUGGCACCGUUUCCGCGCUCCACCUGGAUUCACCCACUUGUUCCGCAUGACAACUUCGACCGUGUCUGCAAAAACAUCUGGAGAAGAGCAAACCUAGCAGAGCAGAGGGAUAGGGCCCAUAGGGCACCGGACAACACACCAAGUCACCGGGCCGAGGAGCAGCAGAACGAGGCACGCGAUUUGGCUCUGCGCUCACGACGUGAGGACGACGAGCGCCAACACCACGAAGCCGUCCCCCUUCCUUGCCCUCGUCUCUCAGGCCACAUACGUCCCCAUGUUGCAAAGCCUGCACAGGAACUGAACCCUGUGAGGAAGGAAGAGAUGAAACAAAAUGAGGAGGGAAAAGAAAAUGUGGAAGAUGCCGGAGACGGACAAAGCAGUGUGGCAAAUUACAUCGAGAGGAUUUGGCUCCCCCGGUCCAGCAGCACAGUGGACAAACAGAGCUCUGCUCCGGAAAAUCAACCUUCGGGGAUGAAUUCCAUCUGCUCUGCCGCCGAGGACCACACCCUGCCCCCGGGGGAUGAGGAAGAUCCUCAGCUUGCUCUGUUGAAAAAUGAAGAUGUGAAGAAUGCAAGUCGCAGUUGUGACAGCCAUUCUAGCGAUGACGACAACGAUUAUGACACUGGACCUGGGGCGAGAAGUUGUGGCACUGAUGACAGGGAUGGUGACUCAGAGAGGGGAAACAGUGACUGUGAUGAAGAGGAGAAAAAGAUUCCAUACUCCUUUCAUGAGUUAUGGUAUGACAGAGAGCAGGAUUCCCCAUCUUCUUGCACAGAGAAGGACUUUCCACCACUAUCUACCAUAAAGUCUGUCAUUGUACCAUGUCCCACUGAGCUUCCAGCCUCGGGGAAGAUACAUAGCCAGUGGGAGAUUCCGCUUUUAUUCUGCCCACAUCACAGUCCCACUGCCACUUUUGCAAACGGCGGGGCCACCCAUGCGCCGGCUCCUGUCCAAGGCAAAGCAGAAGCACCUCGGGCAAACUCUCGAAACUACGCAGCAGCAGCAGCCUCAACGCAGCAGGAAGCUUAUGACCUCCUGGCUGAUUUCCCGGCUCUGCAGGCCUCAAAGGAACCUCUGGCGUUGGGUGUAUUCCAUGAUGGGAAUCCCACGAGCAACGAUGCAGAGGGUAAAGUCGGACAUACUCGCUCACAAAACCAAUGCCAAGAGAGCAGGGCUUACCAUCGGAGGAGGACGGGAAAUGUGUCCCACAAGGUCCACAUCCGUGCAGGAGAUCACAAAUAUGUACUGAACAUUCAAACAUUUGACCACGGUAUAUCUUCUUCCAUCAGCUGUGAGGAACCGAAGGCCAACAACCAGCCGCCUCCGAGAGCUACAGAUGGCGUGGACGCUAAUGGCAGGUCCUGGACUCGCGCUGCCAAGGCGGGCAUGAAAAGAGAUUGGCAGACCUUAUAGCCUUCAGCAGAUAGAUACCAUCAACCGAGUCAAAGCUCAGUAUUCUGCUGCUCAGAACUUCUCCAACAAAGGGAUUCCUUGCAAUCGGGUACCCACCCCUCUGUUGCAUGGGCCCCAACCGUGCAACCAAAACCCGUUUGUUCAACCCGAUUACCCUCCAACAUAUCAGAUGAGAGGGAGGCCGGCUGUCUUUAAGUAUGAGUCCUAUAAUGUUGAUGUCAAAGAAGUAGCAGGACACUUCAGGGAAUCGGACCCCAUCCCAGUCAACCAGGAGUACCAUUACCAGUGUCUUUUGCUUUUUGAGGCUACAUCGGAGGCCAGGGGGUCAAAGGGCUAAACACAGCCACGUGUGACGACAGCUGGUGCGAUCGUGUUUGUGCAAGAAAUUGCCAGCGGGAAGAAAUGAUCGAGACUAAUAUUUCCCCCCCCCCGAUAGCAGCCGAAUAAAUACGUGCAUCAUGCAGCCGUGGUUAACGUUUAUGUGUAAUCUACCGCUCUUUUGGGACAGAACCAGUGAGAUUCAUCAAGCGAAGCAGAGGCAAAGGACACAGCCGACACCAGUCAGUGCUUCCGUUCAUUAGGGAGCAUACGCAUGCUGUGCACACACACAAGUGAGGCCCUAAAUACAAAAUGCAAACUGUAUGCACUUUGCAAAUGAAUUGAGUGAUGCGUAGUAAUAACACAAUCUCAUUGUACUGUGGUGUUAGUGAAAUGGCGAUUAUUCAAACAGUGCAGUCCUUUUCGCCAGCGGACCUUCUCAUACAUAAUGCAUCCAAAUCAUUGCAUUUUUCCUCCAUUCUGGGCUACAAUGCAUAUUUCAUCAAGUCAGUGAAAUAUUAAGCACUCUUACAAUUUGAUAUUCUCUUCGAAAGGGGAUUUCAGUUUUCUUCACAUCACUCGUGUCUUCUCCGGGAACAAACCCACGGGGUGUGUGUUUGUUUGGCAUGUUUUGUUUAUUGAAGAGAUGUUUGAUUGGUUCAUGCUGGAGUAAUGAUCAAUGAGCCCGCCAAUCAAUUCAAGAGAUUAUCAUGGCUCAGAGGUCAUUGAUCUGUAAGUGGGCUCAGCGCUGAAUGGCAGGUUGGGCUCAUGCCAACGGAUUUGAUUGAAAUUAGAGAGGCUCACAGCUUCUCUGCCUCCUUUGCAAUCAAAUUUCAAAUGUCAACUGUUAUUCAGGUGGAGAGAUUGAUGAGAAAUUGGUGGAGGAGGGGGAGGAGGAGGAAGAGGACAGAGGCGUGUUUGGGGCAUUAAGUCAAUAAUUUAAAAGCAAAGCUUCUUUCCCCUCAAACUUAUUUUAGAAUGAAUGCGUGACAAUGAACCUCUCGCACACAAAGUUACUGCCCUCGAUUUUUAUGGUGACGACUCGAACUAAUGAAAAAUGAUCACUUCUCUUCCGAAUGUCAAUGUGUUCUUUGCUGAAUAGGAAAAGGUUUGCAAGAAUAAAAGUUUCAGAAGAUGUGGCCCAAAUUUGACAUUUGUUGUAAACAUUUGUUAUUUUAAAAAAAAUGACCCUCUGGCAGCGGAGCAAGUGAUGUUACUUCUAGAACCUUGCAGCUGAGAGAACUAAAACUUGAGGGAUGAUUCAGGCAGAUUUGUGCAAUUUACACCGUUAUUUCUAAUGAUAGAGAAGAAUAUCAAAUAAGAGUUAGAUGAGAAAACUGACUCUUCUAUGCUAAAUAAUGCUUCAACCAGGAGACAGUUAGCUUAGCAUAGAGAGUGGCAGCCGGGGGAAACAGCUAGCCUGGCUCUGUCCAAAGGUGAAAAAAACUCACUAAUCAACACAUACAUAGUUUGUCAGACAGGCUAGCUGUGGUCCUGGCCAUAGCCUUAGAUUAAAUGGGCACUUAUGAGACAGGUAUUGAUCUUAUGUAUAAAUAUUGACAAGAAAGUAAGUAUUUCUCAAAUUGUCAAACUAUUCCUAAAAAAACCUUAAUGUAUGUGAUUGCAACAUCUCUGUGUGGUUUUUCCAAUGGCCUGCAAUGAGAUGAUUUACCAAACCAAAGCGUCGUCUCUCGGCACUAAAAUGUAUGAGCACUUUAGUCCUUGUGGCAGCCAACAGCAUACUAACAAUCAAGCGUGCCUUAACAAGUAUUUGCAUUCAUUCAGACUGCUGUGCAUGAUGGGCCAUGGGCGGGUUUUCAAGUAGCCCUAUAAAUACACCGUUGAAUGUGUUAAGUUGUUUAAAAGUUCUGUCAAUAACAAACAGAAAAUACACUCCUGACUCAUCUCAAACCGAAUGGAUGUUGAGACGAAUAGCUGCAUCUAACCCAUUUUAUCAUCCUGCCUUCAUAUCAGGCAGAUGCAGGUUUUAAACCAUGGUAUGCAAUUCUCCUGUAUGGUCCUUGGGCAAUAAUGCAAAUAACUUUAUCAGUUUUUAUCAUGCAUCAUUCAUGAAAUGCCUUAAAUUGACCAAGAAGUAUCUUUUUCUUUUCGAUGUAUUUGUUAUUUCCACCAGGCCUAAGCCCAGGGAGAGCUUUGUGUUCGUCCGUGUGCGUCUGUGACAGUGCGAAUGGCUAAUCUCGCAUUCUGUUGCAGCAAACUGCAUUAUAUGUUGGGUGGCCAGCUUUGGCUGCAUGUUUAAGAACCUCUCCGGGUUGCAGUGACAUAUUGUGUAGCCCUUUUUAAACUGCUAUUGCCUGUUUACUCCUCACUCAGCACUCUUAACUGGCCCCCGACUGG
Molecule: messenger RNA, 4786 nt
Organism: Pseudoliparis swirei
Lineage: Eukaryota; Metazoa; Chordata; Actinopteri; Perciformes; Liparidae
Exons: 7
Coding region: 641-2110 (489 amino acids)
Source: RefSeq, a predicted model, not a curated record